AUACUAAGAAGAAGAAAAAACAAUUCAUAAGUGGUGGAGCUAUCCAGCGGACAAAAAAAGGAAAGGGAAAAAGAUGUACCAACUGCCAAUAGUUUCUGCUGGAUAUUUGAGAUAAUUGAAAGAAAUGGGAGGUUGCUGCUGUUGUUCUUCCAGAAGGUCUCAACUUAACGCGACACCAGUAUAUUACUAUUGCCCGCGGACAUCGGACGAGCGUGAACCCUUAUCAUCACACCAUGAUGCAGCCUCUGCACUCUCUACUGGGCUCCUAGUUGAUACAAAUCUGGAAAUAUCAACACCUGAUACUUACCAAGCACCUCCUACUCCCCUACCAUAUGAUGUGGAUUUAGGCCGUCCACAAACUCCUCCAGUCACUCAAGGAAGUAGUGCCAACAAGAGUGACAAUGUGCUGCAGUCCACAGAUACUGAAGCUGUUGGAGAAACAAUCAAUGGCAGUGGUUUUGAAACAUCAGCUGCGUGUGAAAGUGUGAAAGAAUCAGACUGCAAUAUUGAAAAAAAUUCUGCACUUGCCUCUAUAGAGGAGUCUGAGGUUGAACUCUCAAAGUUGAGUGAACCUAUUGUUUCAGCGGUUGAGGAGGAGGAUGUUUGCCCUACAUGUUUUGAAGAGUACGAUAAGGAGAACCCAAGAAUUAUCACAAAAUGUGAACAUCAUUUUCACCUUUCCUGCAUUCUUGAAUGGAUGGAAAGAAGUGACACCUGCCCUGUAUGCGAUCAGGAAAUGAUAUUCAACCAGUCAUGAAUGAGGAGAGUGGAGAGAAAAGUUUUUCGGUUGUAAUUAGAUGGA
Messenger RNA from Telopea speciosissima, 802 nucleotides. RefSeq names its product probable E3 ubiquitin-protein ligase RHB1A. The transcript has 5 exons. The coding region runs from base 125 to 757 and encodes 210 amino acids. Gene Ontology annotation, molecular function: ubiquitin-protein transferase activity. The record is from RefSeq and is a predicted model, not a curated record. Lineage: Eukaryota; Viridiplantae; Streptophyta; Magnoliopsida; Proteales; Proteaceae.